Moneuplotes crassus is the source of this 1343-nucleotide messenger RNA. NCBI's taxonomy places the organism in Eukaryota, Ciliophora, Spirotrichea, Euplotida, Euplotidae. The record is from the annotation of a GenBank genome assembly.
AUGGAACACACAGAAGGGAUCAAGGAUCAAUUUGCCUCUGAAUUUGAUGGGUUUAAUUUAGAAAUUCCCGGUAAACUUAUGGAUAGUAAUAAGAAACUUUAUUGAAACGAGAUAGAACAAAUUGAGGAUAAGAAGCAGAAAACCACAGGAAAGAAGCGGAACCUGAAAAUGAAUGGCAAAUCCUGAAAGGAUCACUCUACUCUGAACUUGAGUGAAACUUCUGAUGUAUCAAAGGAGAAUCAGACUGCAAAAAAGAAGGCCAAGAAAUACCCUCGAAACCGUGUUAAAAAGGUCGACCAAUACAGAAACCAGAUAAUUGAGGAUCAAUAUGGAGUCUUUGAGUACGACAAAGACCCUGAUGGCUACCUUAAGGCGAGGAAAAGGAUGCUUAAUAAGAAAAGCGCUCUUAGGACUAGAUCAAGGAAAACUAGUAAAUUUAAACUUCUUAAUGAGAAGGUUCAAGUCUUGGAAGAUAAGUCCAAAGUGCUUGAAACGGAGAAUAAAGAUUUGAAGAAUGAGAAUUCAGACUUGCAAAGGAAAGUUCAAGAACUUUUGAGUGUAAUAAAUAACAUGAAGGGAGCUGAUGCUGCUGAUGAAGUCAGGAAGAGAUUCAAGAUUAGUGAGCUUGAAGAACAGUCUAUUGAUCACAUCAAUUCAAGUACUAAUAACCCUCAUAACUCUUCACAUGAUAUUUCAGGCUCCUUCUUGAUGGAGGGAGAACAGAGCGAGUUCCUCAGCUCUGGUGAAGAGGAGUUUGGUGGGUUGCAAAAAGAUAACUGGCUUUGCCAAGCUGAUAUCAUGGGUCAUAUCUCUGAGUCCUCACCAAUUAAAAGAGUCAUUACCUCUACAAAUGAUGCUGAAGGAAGUUUUAGCUCAUCGAAUAAUCAGCUUAACUUGAGUAGCGAGGAAAGUGACAGGCUAGUUCUCCAGAGAGGUGAAGACAAGCUCUCUGAAGAAGGCUUAUUUGGAGGCACUUUUGGAAAUUUUAUUUCUCAGGCUUCCUUGCUAACACUGACCAUAGUGAUGUGUCUUGUGCUUUGCUUGACAAGAGUCGGAGAUACAACCGAGGAACGAGAUUUUCAUGCUAGUGCUCCUGGAGGGAGGGUACCGAUGAGCGCUGAAUUCCUCGGUCUGAAAGAAAGAACAAUAUCAUAUCUAAAGAUAGCAAUGGGAACUGUAUUCAUAUUAGGAAUAGUAUUGAUAAAAUGUGGCGGAUGUUUGGAAAAGUUGGGCCAUGAUCCUCGAAGAAAAGGGAAAGAGCAUAUCAAGGCUGAAUCUCAAUAACCGAGAAAGUUCAUACCGUUCCGUUUUAAUAUUUAGGUUGAUUCUAAUACUAUAAAUUU